CAAUUGUAUUAUGAACAUAGUAAUAAUAUAGUGACGAUAUUCUGAAAGCUAAGUUUCUCCUCUCUGAUCAGAAGUAUCAUUAUAAACACCGACGACUUCGUAAUAUAAAGGAUUUACUUAGCAGUGUUUUUUCACAGAAAUAUUUGAUACGCAAAUCGAUAAGAAGAUAUGGAAUUUUUAUGACGUAUGUAGCAGUGAAAUUAUUUUCGCAAUCUUAGAAUUAUUUUUGUAACGACGCAAUAAGAUUAUGCAACAUAUGGAAUGUUUUAUCCAAAUUCUUUGGAAAUAUGUAUAUCCCAGUUGCCAUAUCCAAUACAAAUAUGAAGUAAAAAUACCAGAUUAUAAGACAUUCGAAAGUGGGCUCCACUCUCGACCAUCUAUCAAACCACGCCUGGGAUUAAGGUUAAACGAAUUUUAGGAAAAUAUUACUGACUGUUGUUUAGUUAGCUAGCUUUUUUCAUUUCUUUGUCUCGAGCUUCGGUAUUGUAAUUGAUAAGAUUGGAUUUAGUCGAUUCUGUGUUCCUGUCUCUGAGUCAAAUUAAUGAUGGGUAAAAAAUAUUAUAAUACUUCCUCGCCAGUAGGCGCAUGGGAAGUAAAAACCCAGUAUAUAUGUUUUGUACAAAACCCCAAAACGAUGCGUUUGUUUGAAUAACUAAACAUCCAAUUUGUUUGGAAAAUGUGGUUUUAGGCUCCAUGAUCCCUUUCAGGCUAAAACAGUCUACCCUCCGACUGAGUUAUCCAUCCCAAUGCUAGUCAUGCAUUUAUCACUGAAUUUGAUCAUUUUCGUCUUGCUGACUUGUGUGAAACUCGCCCAUUUGUGUACCAACGAUGGGUACCCCUUUGAGUGCUACUUAUCUACCAUGACACCAUACCGGACUGUUUCCAACAAGGAUUUUUACAAAAUUCAAUUUGAUGGAUGUAAAGCAAAAAAGGCAUGGAUGGUAGUAAGACAUGGGACACGAAAUCCAAAGGCUGCAACUAUAGUAGGAAUGAAGGAAAGGUUACCUUUAAUAAAGCAGAAAAUCCUAGAUAGUAGUAGUUUCCCAAAUGAAUAUGUAAAAAAUCGCGAUUUGGACCUAUUCAGAAAGUGGAAACCUUCUGUUCAUCCAAAGGAUGAAAAAAAAUUGGCACAUGAAGGUGAGGAAGAGAUGUUACUUUUGGCUGAAAGAAUGCAAAGCCGCUUUCCAGCUGUAUUUGACAAUGUCUACACCAACACAACUUAUAGGUUCAAGUACACAUAUUCGCAAAGGACACAGAAAAGUGCUUACUACUUUGCCCGGGGACUUUUUGGUAAAGCCACUGCAAAAUCAGUUUAUUAUCCUGAACCUACCAAGCAAGAUCCAAUAUUGAGGUUUUACAAAUUGUGUGAAAAGUGGAACAAAAAUAUAAAGAAAAAUCCAGAGACUUUACUCGAAAAAAGGUUAUUUGAGAAUGGAAUUGAAAUGAAACAGAUUGUAAAUAAUAUUAAUCAGAGACUUGGAUUUAAAUCUUACUUAACUACUGAUGACAUUACUUUAAUUUACCACACCUGCGCAUUUGAAACAGCGUGGAAUAAAAAGAGCAAGUCUCCUUGGUGUUCCAUUUUCACUGUUGACGACCUGAAAGUACUUGAGUAUGUCGAGGACCUCAAAAUGUAUUGGCAGGAUGGAUAUGGAUAUGAACUUUCAUAUAAACAAGCUUGUCCCGCUUUUGGGGAUAUGAUCAACUUUUUGGAGUCAAAUGAUCCUCACUCAAAAGUCACUGUCUAUUUCACGCAUUCGGGGACUUUGUUGAAAAUGUUGGCUCAUUUAGGACUGUAUAAGGACGAGCAACCUUUGACAGCUGAUAGCUUUUCUAAAAUGUCCAACAGACAAUGGAAAACCAGCAAAAUCGACAGUUUUGCUACAAACUUGGCUUUUCUAUUAUUUGGGUGCGAAGAUGGAGACAAAAUAUUGACAUUACAUCAGGAGAGGGUGGUUAGGUUACCCAGCUGCCCGAAUUCAGAUUUAUGCAGUCUAAACCAAAUGAACAAAUACUAUGAAAACAGUAUUCAAAGUUGUGAUUUUGACGCUCUCUGUAACACUAGAUGAAAGAUUUUAUGUAUUAGUGUAUGUACGUUAAUAAUAUCUGAUGACAAAUCCAGAUUUUAUGGUUGAAUUUAAAUAAAACUCGUUGAUUUUUAAAAGUGAGUUUAUUAGAACAAGUUAACAGGUA
This is a messenger RNA of Acanthoscelides obtectus, 2193 nucleotides long. The record is from the annotation of a GenBank genome assembly. Lineage: Eukaryota; Metazoa; Arthropoda; Insecta; Coleoptera; Chrysomelidae.